Molecule: messenger RNA, 1319 nt
Organism: Drosophila obscura
Lineage: Eukaryota; Metazoa; Arthropoda; Insecta; Diptera; Drosophilidae
Gene: BckdhB
Product: 2-oxoisovalerate dehydrogenase subunit beta, mitochondrial
Exons: 6
Coding region: 74-1168 (364 amino acids)
Biological process (GO): branched-chain amino acid catabolic process; response to nutrient
Molecular function (GO): catalytic activity
Source: RefSeq, a predicted model, not a curated record
GAUGAAAGUAUUUAUUACGCAAUAGUAGUCUGUAAUUAACUUUGUCCAAAUAGUCUCUUGCGAAUUUACAAAAAUGAGAGUUUCUGAAGUAGCGCGCUCCUGUUUUAAUACACUACGGUUAAACAUUAGACCGCCUCCUAUGACCCGGUCACAUUUUACGUAUUAUCCCACAGCUGCUGGACCAGGCAAUGCUAAAAAAAUGAAUAUGUUUACCGCUAUAAAUAAUGCCAUGGAUUUGGCUCUCCAAGAAGACAGCACGGCGUUAGUGUUUGGAGAGGAUGUGGGUUUUGGUGGAGUUUUCCGUUGCUCGGUUAACCUGAGAGAUAAAUACGGAAAGGAUCGAGUUUUUAAUUCACCAUUGUGUGAGCAGGGAAUCGCAGGUUUUGCUAUCGGUGUAGCUAACGCUGGGGCAACUGCAAUUGCUGAAAUUCAAUUUGCGGAUUAUAUAUUUCCAAGUUUUGACCAGAUCGUGAAUGAAGCCGCGAAAUAUAGAUAUCGAAGCGGCGGCCUUUUCGACUGCGGUUCAUUAACUUUUCGAGUUCCGUCUGGAGCAGUGGGUCAUGGCGCACUUUACCAUUCCCAAAGUCCUGAAGCAUACUUUGCUCACACACCAGGCCUUCGCGUUGUGGUUCCCCGUGGACCGAUUAAGGCAAAGGGUCUACUGUUAGCGUGCAUUCGCGACCCAAAUCCAUGCAUAGUUUUCGAACCAAAAACAUUGUAUCGUGCAGCUGUUGAGGAUGUGCCCACAGAAUAUUACACCUCUGAGUUAGGCCAAGCCGAUAUUUUGAGGAAUGGAAAAGACGUCACACUUAUUGGCUGGGGUACACAAGUCCAUGUGCUUUUAGAAGUUGCAGAGCUGGCAAAAGAAAAGCAUAAUAUUGAUUGUGAAGUUAUUGACUUAGUGUCAGUUUUGCCUUGGGACACUAAUACCAUAUGUAAUUCUGCAAGAAAAACCGGUCGUGUUGUAAUCGCACAUGAAGCUCCGUUUACUCAAGGGUUUGGAUCUGAGAUAGCUGCAUACAUUCAAGACAAGUGUUUUUUGAACCUCGAAGCGCCUGUAAAGAGAGUGACUGGAUGGGAUACCCCCUUUCCCCACGUCUUUGAGCCAUUUUAUCUGCCAGACAAGCUGCGGUGCCUGUCAGCUGUUAAGGACAUUGUGAACUAUUAGAGACUCAGAAGCUUCAACAACAUUUCAAUCGAAACGGAUGCAUUUAUUUAUCCCUAUUUCUUUUAAUUUAAUUGCGAUGUAUGUUGUUUAAUAACACAUGUAUUUCUGCACCCCAUGUGACAAAUAAAUCGUAGCAUAUCGGCAAAUCGUA